Ostertagia ostertagi is the source of this 780-nucleotide messenger RNA. The record is from the annotation of a GenBank genome assembly. Lineage: Eukaryota; Metazoa; Nematoda; Chromadorea; Rhabditida; Trichostrongylidae.
AUGCUUCAUGAAGCGCUAGACUCCUUCACGGCAUUGGGCGAUGCGCUGACUGAUCCGAUCUCGGAGGAACAGCAAAAACAAAUAGAUGACUAUGUGGCAAAAGCGCACCAUGCCAUGGAACUCGCGCAAACAACUGCCAUUGAAAUAGAAUGCAACCGCGUGAGCGUCCGUGAACACGCGCAAACGCCUUUUAGCUUCCAUGCGCAAUAUCCAACAAUGAAGGAAGUCACAGUCGCUCAAAGCGCAUUUCCACCUAUACCCAUACCUCCGUUCAGUGAGAAAAUUUGGAAAUUCCGAAACUUUUGGGUAUUGUUCGUAGCAAACGUCCACAACCAACCAUUGACGAAGCUACAGAAGUUCAACUACUUAUUAAAUGCGCUACGCGGAGAAGCUCGCGAAACAGUGCGCCGCUAUCCAGUUACAGAAGACAACUACGACCAUGCUGUUCGCCUUUUAUGCGCUAAAUACGGCGAUGACACUAAGUCCAUCGCCUGUCUACAGUCUCGCUUGGACAACGCGAAAGCAGAAAAACUAACGAUCCCAGCACAGCGGCGCCUCCUAGAAUUUCUCAUCCCAAUAGUGACACAGCUGAUGGAGAAGGGUGUACCUCUAGAUGGAUCGUUUCUCGUACAAAAAAUACUUUCAAAGUUCUCGGUAGAUCUCCAGAGGAAAGUUCUCCGUCUGAGAAAGAAUCCAUGCCUAGGUGAAAGCGCUUGGUCUAUGCAAGACACCUUAGCCAAUGUCGACGAAAUCAUAUCAAUGGAAGAAAAAAAUAAGUGA